CGUAGUCCCCUCCUUCCCCUUUCUCCUCACCUUCCGACAGCCGAGCGUGGGCAGCGGAGAGAUCCAGUGAGUCAGUCGGCGCCGUUCCCGUCCCAGAGGUCGUCCCUCUCCUGCCGCAAGGCAGCCUCCGCCUCAUGGUACGUUCUUGCGCCGAAGAUCGGGUCUUGGGGUUGCCUGUGAUGGGGACGGAGAUGGUGGAGCUCGGGGCGGGGAUAAUGGAGGUGGUGAUAGUGGAGGUCGUGGCCGCGGCGGCGGCGGCGGCGGAGGCCGCGGCGAGCGACGAGGGUGUCCCCCUUCUAGCGGCUAUUCCAGGCUUGUGGCGCCGUCUUCGGUGCCGGUGGCACCAUUCCCGUGCCUGCCGAGGAUGAGGCCAGAAGACGGUUCAGUGAAGUGAACAAAUUACUCCUUUCAUCGAUGCAUGCAAAGUCAUAUUUUUGGGUUGAUAGUUCAUACUGAUCUGCGUGACAGUGGCACUUCAUUACCGCAGUGAUCGACUACUGGUCUGCUUGUCAGGAGAAAGUAAGUAACCAGUUCGACAAGAAGGACAAGAACAUUGAAAAGAGAUCAAGAAGAAUAUGAGUCAGAUUUCUUACUUCUGGUCCUGGAGAUCCAUUGACGUGUUCAUGGUUCCCAUGAUCACUGCUUGAAGAAGCCAUACGGGGCAAUAAUUUCCUUUGUUUAAACCUCGGAUGGCUUGAUAUUUGCAGACUUUGCUAUCUGCCUGAAAUUUGUUCGUUGGAUGCAGUCAGGCUCCAGAUUGCAAAUAUCCUUCCGCCUGUGAUUUAGGAUAUAGCGUUUGUGAGGGUUUGGCUCAUACCUCGGUUUCUAAGUUGGCGCGCAAAAUAGUUAGAUUGGCGGACAUUUUCCCUCCAGAAUCAGUUGCGAGUAUUACGUGAGGGAGAGAGAGAAACGGAAAUACGUCGAUUCCCUUUUUUUGGGCGAGAAAAGGGACGUGGGGGAGGAAAACUGGGCCAGCCGUUCGAUCGAUAAUGAGCACGGAUGGGAGCACGGGACGGGAGCAGGCAAGACUCGUCCGGCCGGAGCAUGGUCGAAACCACCGCGCGUGCACCGGGACACCCGCUUCGUCUUCGCCGUGACGCCGUCCCUCACGUGUUAUUGCAGUUAAAAUAUUCAUUCAGUCAAUCAAGUGAUCCCAAACAACUCCACCCCAUGCGCCGUCCAUCGUAUUCGUUGGUCCCACCUGCAGCUGCUACGACACGUCUCUCCACCAACGCCGCCGGGGUCGGGGGAGGCGACACAUGCUCUCGCGUGUCACCGUCGGUUGUUCUCUGUUUGGAAUUUCGCGAGCUCUCGCAGCCGAGGCAGACAGUGACGAGACUGCGACACGGAAGGGUGGAAGGCUCACUAAGAUAAGGAGAUCGAGCACAUGGGAAUCGGAUUCCGGCACGCAAAUCUCUCCCCCCUUUUCGCCUCCGCGCGAUGGCUUCCUCGACGCCGCAGCCGCCGCCGUCCGCGGCGGUCUUUGCCGUCAACGGCCAGCGCUUCGAGCUCCGCGGUGGCGACGACCCGGGCGCCACCCUCCUCGACUUCAUCCGCACCCGCACCCGCUUCACCGGCCCCAAGCUCGGCUGCGGCGAAGGUGGGUGCGGCGCGUGCGUAGUGCUGCUCUCCACGUACGACGCGGCGGCCGACCAGGUCUCGCACGCCGCCGUGAGCUCGUGCCUGACCCUUGUGCACGGGCUCCACCACUGCGCGGUCACCACCACCGAGGGCCUCGGGAACAGCCGCGACGGGCUCCACGCCGUGCACGCGCGAUUCGCGGGCUUCCACGCCUCGCAGUGCGGCUUCUGCACGCCCGGGAUGUGCAUGUCCCUCGCCGCCGCGCUAGCCGGCGCAGAGGGCAAGGGGUCCGGUCCGCCUCCGCGGGAGGGGUUCUCGAGGCUCACGUCGGCUGACGCGGAGCGCGCUGUCGUGGGUAACCUGUGCCGCUGCACGGGGUACCGCCCCAUUGCCGACGCCUGCAAGAGCUUCGCGGCAGACGUCGAUUUGGAGGACCUUGGUCUCAACUCCUUCUGGAAAAAGGGAGACGCUCAUGUCGACAAAUUGCCACCGUACAAGGAGGGGAGCAUUGGUGCUUUCCCAGAAUUUCUCAAGGCUGAGAUCAGAGCCUCUCUGAGGAUUGAUAAGUGUAUGUCGGCUACGGUAAUGGCGGGAAGCGAGAGCUCUUGGCAUCGACCUCGGAGUGUGGAGGAGUACUACAGGCUGAUAGCUUCCGAUUCAGUCGAUGGAAGUGGCACAAAGGUGGUCGCAGGCAACACCUCUUCUGGUGUUUACAGGGAGGCAGAGGUGUAUGAUAGGUACAUUGACUUGAGAGACAUCCCAGAGUUGAAUUCAGUAUCCAAGGAUUCCGAGGGUGUUCAAAUUGGAGCUGCAACAUCGAUCUCUCGGGUUAUUGAGAUUUUAAGACGAGAAGGUGAUGACUGCAAGGAUGUCAUCUUUGGUAAGAUUGCUGAUCACAUGGAAAAGGUGUCCUCUCAUUAUGUUCGGAACACGGCAACCUUGGGUGGAAAUUUGGUGAUGGCUCAAAGGGACGAAUUUCCCUCUGAUAUUGCAACUAUUCUUCUUGCUGCUGGUUCGUCAGUGUGCAUCCAGGUAUCAUCAGGAAAAUUGAAUGUCACGUUGGAUGAGUUCCUGGAAAUGCCACCAUGUGAUUACAAGACACUACUGUUAAGCAUUUCUGUUCCUCAUUGUACUCCUGACAAUGUCUCAUCAAGUGCUGGGGCUGUAAAUAUGACAGGAGAUAAGACAGAAAGUUCACUGCUAUUUGAGACAUACCGAGCUGCUCUGCGCCCUCUUGGAAAUGCAGUUGCUUACCUUAACUGCGCUUUCUUUGCUCAAAUCUCCUCUGAUGAAAGUUCAGGAAGCUUAAUACUGGAAAAACUAAAUUUAGCUUUUGGUGCAUUUGGAACCCGACAUGCUAUCAGGGGUAGAGACGUUGAGAAGUACUUAGUUGGUAAACCCAUUAGUGCAUCAGUCCUGCUUGAAGCAUGCACCGUUCUUAAGAAAAGCAUUGUUCCAAAAGAAGGCACAACACAUUCUGCUUACAGGUCAAGCUUGGCAGUUGCCUUUCUGUUUACUUUUCUUUACCCAAUGACCAAACGAAAUGUGAAGCCUGCAAGAUCAGCUCGUCUAAAUGGCCAUGCUGCUUCUGAUACCAAUGGAAAUCCAAAUUGUCCACCCAGUGCAGAUAUUGACUUGUCACUUAAGGAGACCAAUAGUGUGAAAUCUGGUCUGCAUAACAAUGACCACAUACUUGAAUCUUGCAAGCAGAUAGUUGAAAUCAGUAAAGAUUAUCUCCCAGUUGGCAUACCAGCGAAGAAAGUUGGAGCAGAACUCCAAGCCUCUGGUGAGGCUGUAUAUGUGGAUGACAUCCCUUCUCCAGAGGGCUGCCUUUAUGGAGCAUUUGUAUAUAGUACAAAGCCUUUAGCUCAUGUGAAUAGCAUAGAGCUCGACCCUUCUCUCGAGCAGCUGAAAACUGUGGCAGUUAUCACUGUUAAGGAUAUUCCAAAGGGGGGUGGCAAUUUUGGGGCCAACACUAUAUUUGGACCUGAACCUCUGUUUGGCGAUCCACUUACUCAGUGUGCUGGGGAACCUCUUGGUAUCGUGGUUGCAGAAACACGAAAUUUUGCCAAUAUAGCUGCCAAACGAGCUGUAGUCAACUACAGCACAGAAACUUUGGAUAGCCCAGUUUUAUCGAUAGAGGAGGCAGUUAGAAGAUGCAGUUAUUUUGAAACCCCACCAUUUCUUCUUCCGCAAAAUGUUGGUGAUUUUUCCAAAGGGAUGGAAGAAGCCGAUCAGAAGAUCUACUCAGCUGAGGUGAAGCUUAACUCACAGUAUUACUUUUACAUGGAAACACAAACUGCUCUAGCCAUACCUGAUGAGGAUAAUUGCAUGGUAGUGUAUAGCUCAAGUCAGUGCCCUGAGGCAGCACAAAAUAACAUUGCAACAUGCCUCGGUUUACCUUGUCACAAUGUUCGUGUUAUCACUAGAAGAGUUGGUGGUGGCUUCGGAGGAAAAGCUGUUAGAUCAUUACCAGUGGCGGCGGCCUGUGCACUUGCAGCAUUUAAGUUGCGUCGUCCUGUUCGAAUGUAUCUUGAUCGCAAGACUGACAUGAUAAUGACUGGAGGUCGGCAUCCCAUGAAAAUAUGCUAUUCGAUAGGAUUCAAAUCAGAUGGGAAGGUCACAGGAUUGCAUGUAGAUUUGUUCAUAAAUGCAGGAAUGACCAUGGACAUUAGCCCAAUUAUUCCUCAUAAUUUCAUAGAGGCACUGAAGAAAUAUAAUUGGGGUACCUUUUCAUAUGAUGCAAAGAUUUGCAAAACAAACAUUUCAACACGGUCUGCAAUGCGGGGCCCUGGAGAAGUGCAAGGUUCUUAUGUUGCUGAAGCUAUUAUUGAGCAUGUCGCGUCAGUUCUCUCUACUGAUGCUAAUUUGGUAAGGCAGAGAAAUAUUCACACAGUGGAGAGCCUUGCUUUGUUUCACAGUGAGUGUCUGGAAAAUGCCUUGGGGUAUACACUUCCCUCUAUCUGUAAUCAGUUGACUGCAUCAGCAAAUUACCAAUAUCGUUCAGAAAUAAUCCAGACCUUUAACAAAACCAGCCAGUGGAAAAAGAGGGGACUUUCUUUUGUUCCGAUAGUGCAUAAAGUGUUAUCUCGACCGACACCUGGAAAGGUGUCUAUUCUUAACGAUGGAUCCAUUGUUGUUGAAGUUGGAGGCAUUGAGUUAGGCCAGGGACUUUGGACAAAAGUGAAGCAGAUGGCAGCAUUUGGUCUUGGACAGUUGUGGGCUGAUCGAAGCCAAGACCUGUUGGAAAGAGUACGAGUUAUUCAAGCAGACACGUUAAGUGUGGUACAGGGAGGGUGGACCACAGGGAGUACCACAUCAGAAUGCAGCUGUGAAGCAGUUCGACUUGCCUGCAAUAUCAUGGUUGACAGGCUGAAAUCACUCAAGGAGCAAUUGCAAGAAAAGCAUGGCAAAGUUUCAUGGGAUGGACUAAUUUCACAGGCAAAAAUGGCUGGUGUGGAUUUGUCAGCAAGAGAAUAUUACAUUCCUGGGGCUUCUGGUUCAUACCUAAACUACGGAGCUGCUGCUAGUGAGGCAGAGAUUGAUCUUCUCACGGGAGCAACUACAGUUUUGCGCAGUGAUCUUAUAUAUGACUGUGGCCAGAGCUUAAAUCCUGCUGUGGACAUGGGGCAGGUGGAAGGGGCCUUUGUUCAGGGAAUUGGUUAUUUCAUGAGUGAGGAAUAUGUGACCAAUACGGAUGGGCUGGUUGUCUCGGACGGGACUUGGACAUACAAGAUCCCAACCGUGGACACCAUCCCUAAACAGUUUAAUGUUGAGCUGCGCAACAGUGGAUUCCACAAGAAGAGAGUGCUGUCUUCAAAAGCAUCUGGGGAGCCGCCUUUGCUCCUUGCAGCUUCAGUUCACUGCGCAACAAGGGAUGCAAUUGCCGCAGCAAGGAAGGAACUCCACUGUUGUGGGUCUGGACCGUCUUCACCUUCGUUCUUUGAGUUGGAAGUUCCGGCAAUCAUGCCUGUGGUGAAGGAGCUGUGUGGCUUGGACAAUGUGGAGAAGUAUUUGGAAACUCUAGUGGGUUCCAAAUAAAUACAGACGAAUUUCACAUUUGGCAAAGUAAAUUAUAAUGAUAGCAUUAUAAGGUAUACUUCUUGCAUAGUACUCUGGGCAUACUAGAAGGUACUGAUCCAUUUGUUAACGCAUGUACAAUUCGACUAUAACAGAAUUUUGUUUGGUUGUGCCACAUUUGUUCGAUAAUUUCAUUCAGGCACGGACUUACAGUA
Messenger RNA from Triticum aestivum (bread wheat), 5816 nucleotides. Its product is annotated as indole-3-acetaldehyde oxidase. Lineage: Eukaryota; Viridiplantae; Streptophyta; Magnoliopsida; Poales; Poaceae. Gene Ontology annotation, molecular function: oxidoreductase activity; 2 iron, 2 sulfur cluster binding; iron ion binding. The transcript is spliced from 12 exons. The coding region runs from base 1441 to 5622 and encodes 1393 amino acids. The record is from RefSeq and is a predicted model, not a curated record.